CUUUUUUCGGUUUUCUAAAGCCAUACUUGUGGAUUUCCUCUACUGUUCACACCUUCCUUCAUCAUCUUUCUCUCUCUAAAAACUUCCAACUUCUCGCCGGCGGUUCCACCAUACUGCAGUGGAUCUGAACUUUCUAGGGGUUAUUUCUACGGAUUCCUCUUCUCGGCGACAAAGAUAGAGAGAAGAACACGACCGAGGCGUUUCGUGAUGAAAUGGUUGAGGGAAAGGUUUGUAUGUCUAGAGAAGCUAGAUUAGAAUAUUUGAAGAGUAAAAGACUUCAGCGAUUUAAUUCAGAGAAUUCACUGAUGCUAUAUGUGUCAGCAACAUAUGAAUCGAAGUGGAGGGGAUUCCUUAAGGGGUCCUUCUCCAUGUGGUGUAAGAUUACAUAAAAGUGCAGACUUUUCUCAAUCAGCAGGAGUCAAUGAGAAUCGUGUGUUUCCCAAGUGUGAUGUUUCUAAGUUUGACCUAAACAGUCUUGAAUGGACAGAAAAGAUUCCAGAGUGUCCUGUCUACUAUCCAAGUAAAGAGGAAUUUCAAGAUCCCUUGAUUUAUUUGCAAAAGAUUGCUCCCGUGGCCUCUAGAUUUGGCAUAUGCAAGAUUGUUUCCCCAUUUAGCGCUUCUGUGCCUGCUGGAAUGGUAUUAAUGAAAGAGAAAGUUGGUUUCAAAUUUAAAACUCGAGUGCAACCUCUUCGUCUUGCUGAAUGGGAAACUGCCGAUAAGGUUACUUUCUUCAUGAGUGGAAGAAGUUACACCUUCCGAGAUUUUGAGAAGAUGGCAAACAAGGUUUUUACUCGUAGGUAUUGUAGUUCUGGAUGCCUUCCAGACAGUUAUAUGGAAAGAGAAUUUUGGAAUGAAAUAUCUUGUGGGAAGACAGAAAGUGUUGAAUAUGCUUGUGAUGUUGAUGGUAGUGCCUUUUCAUCUUCUCCUGAUGAUCAGCUUGGAAAAAGCAAAUGGAAUCUGAAGAAACUUUCUCCUCCCAAAUCUAUCCUUCGUCUGCUAGAAACAACAAUUCCGGGAGUUACUGAACCGAUGCUCUACAUUGGAAUGCUGUUCAGUAUGUUUGCAUGGCACGUAGAGGAUCAUUACUUAUACAGUAUAAAUUAUCAUCAUUGUGGGGCAGCUAAAACUUGGUAUGGUGUUCCUGGUCACAUGGCAUUAAAUUUUGAAAAUGUGGUAAAGGAGCAUGUUUAUAACCGUGAUAUUCUGUCAUCUGAUGGAGAGGAUGGAGCGUUUGAUGUUCUUUUGGGGAAAACAACAUUAUUCCCCCCAAAUAUUUGGGACCACAAAGUUCCUGUCUACAAGGCUGUACAAAAGCCGGAUUUUGUAGUUACCUUCCCUAGGGCAUAUCAUUCAGGAUUUAGUCACGGGUUUAAUUGUGGUGAAGCAGUUAAUUUUGCAAUGGGAGAUUGGUUUCCCUUAGGUUCAGUUGCUAGCCGACGUUAUGCUCUUCUUAACAGGAUACCUCUCCUCCCACACGAAGAACUAUUAUGCAAAGAGGCUAUGCUGCUUCACAAUAAUUCAUCAUCAUCCUCGUUAUCAUCGCCAUCAUCUUUGGAUUUAAUACAUCAUAAAGUAGUUAAAGUUUCAUUUGCAAAAUUGAUGAGAUUCCAGCAUCGAGCACGAUGGUGUCUUAUGAAAUCAGGGUCUUACGCUGACGUCUCUACAAUUUCCCACGGAACUGUUCUAUGCAGCUUAUGCAAACGCGAUUGUUACGUAGCGUUUCUCGAUUGCAGUUUUUGCUUACUCCCUGUAUGCCUUCGACAUUCUAUAUCUAGCUGCCAAUGUGGGAAGAAGCUUACUCUUUAUACAAGGGAAGAUAUUGUGGAAAUGGAAGAUGCAGUCAAGAAGUUUGAACUGGAAGAGGAUGUGAUAUCUGAGAUUCAACCGCCGUUUAGAGACAAUAACAAUGAUUACUUUGAUUUAUUGAGCAAAUUCCCAAAUGCUGAACAAGAUGGGUAUUCUCCUUAUUGUGAGAUCAAUAGUACUCGAAGCUCUGGAAAUGAUGCUCUGGAUUCUUCUCAUUGUUCUUCUGCAUUAACUCAUUGCUCUAAUGGUCAUGCUAACUUGAGCUUAGGAGACAAUGGAUCAAAAGUGUUAUCAAAACCUCCCAGGUCUCAACAAAGUUAUCAAGAUUUGGAGAUUAAACCUCUCACAAAUCAAGAGAGUGACGAGUCUGAUUCAGAGAUGUUCAGGGUUAAACGUCGUUCUUCACUUAAACUGGAGCAGAGAAGAAAUGCUAAUGAUUCUCUACUCACAAGACUCCAGCAUCAGGAUGGGCAAAAAAGACUAAAAGGACUACAAUCAGAGGAAAGAGUCGAUCGACCAAUGAUGGGCUCUACAAAAAAUGACCCAUUCUUAAGCAGCAGUAGUUCUAGAGAAUACCUCAAUAGUAGGAGGGACAAGAUUCCGAGACCCAACAUUCCAGUCUCGAUUAAAUUAAAGAGAAUCAAAGAGGAGGAGAAAGAAGAGAUUGGACCAAAGCGCGUAAAAGUCAGAGGUCUAACAGCUUUAGGGUCGAAGAUUUUAGGUUGAUAGAAUCUGGAAAUGGAAUUAGUCUGAUCUAACACAACAACUAAAGGAAAUAUUAUUCAUUUUGAGGAGCAAAGCAGCAGCAGCAUAUUGAUAUGAUGAUCAUUAACCCAAGUUUAGGUAAAAAAAAGAAGGAAAUUUGAUUUAAUACAUUCUUUAUUUGCAGGCAGGCCUCUCUUGAUUCUUAUUAUUGGGAGGGUUCUCAAGCUGGGGUGUUUUUCAGUCUUUGGCUGGAAGCCCUUUCUCCUUUUCUCGCAAAAGCAAGCAGAUCGUAGAAUUUUUUUGUUUUUCCUCGGGGUUUUUUAGUCGUAAAGUUUGAUGAUGUAAAAAUAUCAUCACCCAGUUGUUUAUCUACUACCUAACAGUCUUAAAAGAAAUCCCACAUGAUUCUUAUCUGAUUUUUCUAGUGUUAUUUCAGUCUUAUUGUUCACACGUUUUGUCUGCCUCCUCUGUUUCUAAUGUUAAUUGCCAUUCUUUUUGUACCAAUUGGUUUCUUGUACCUUUUCAUGACUUUAAUCAAAGGAAA
Molecule: messenger RNA, 3055 nt
Organism: Impatiens glandulifera
Lineage: Eukaryota; Viridiplantae; Streptophyta; Magnoliopsida; Ericales; Balsaminaceae
Product: lysine-specific demethylase JMJ706-like
Biological process (GO): chromatin remodeling
Cellular component (GO): nucleus
Molecular function (GO): histone demethylase activity
Source: RefSeq, a predicted model, not a curated record